AUUUUGAUUUCUGCGAUUCGCUGGGAAGUGGUUUGUUUUUUUAUCUGUAGAAAAACGCUCAAAGUUCACAACUAUGCAAAUUUGUCGAGCAUGUGGUCAAAGUCUUUUUGGCCAGGACAAAUGUGAGGAUUUCCAGAAAUACGUUAAUAUUUACUAUCAUCUUACAACUAUACAGUUGCGCGAACGUAGUGAUCUGAGUGGCCUGAAAGUGUGUAGUCAAUGUGCCCACAAAUUACAAGAAUUUGACUGUUUUCGGAAGGUUUGUCUACAGGUUCACUGGCGAUUGCAUGAUGUGAAACUUGAACCACCGGAUGACGAUUACGUUUACGUAGAAUUGGAGUGUAAAGCGGAAGAUACAAACGAUCAGAUCACUGGAAGUUUUGAAGCUAACGAGAACGACGGCGAUGAUGACGACGACGAUGACAAACCCCUUAUGGCAUUGCGUAAAGUAAUUUCGACAAAAUCUUUAUCGCUGGCAACGGAAAAAGUAAUUAAAUCAGAAGAUGGUGAAAUUAUUCCCUCAAAGCCGAAUAAAAAGCGCGCAAAAUGGGGUAGCUUGAAGAAGCCAGCAGAACCGAGGGAACCGUUGCAGACAUACAGCUGUGAUCGAUGUCCUCGGAAAUUUCGGGUGCUGCUUCGUUUGAAUGCACAUAAGCGAACCCACGACGGACUCAAGCCUUUCGAAUGCAAACUAUGUGGGAAAGAUUUUGCAAAAUGGAACAAUUUAAAGUCGCAUCAUAUUCAAAAGCACACCGAAGACAAAAUUGCAAUACCCUGUGAGCAUCCGGGUUGUGGCCAAACCUUUGCCACAAGGCAGGGUCUAAAGCGUCAUCGGUUGCGAACGCACGAUCCAAAUUACGUGCUGCCCGACCCUACAAAAUUCGUUUGUGACAGUUGCGGAAAGACGUUUUCGACCAAUGGAGCUUUGAAAAAACACCAGUAUGUGCACACCCCGAACGAGAUGCCUUUUGUUUGUGGACUGUGCGGCAAGAAGUUCCCGACGUCGCACAAGUUGAAGGAGCACACAAUGCGGCAUGAAGGCAUCAAGAAUCAUACCUGCCCGUUUUGCGGUUUGCGAAAGACAACUAUGCACGAACUUAGAAGUCACAUCGCCAACGUGCACUCGAGAGCUCGGUCAUAUACAUGCGAUAUCUGCUCAUCAGUUUUUACUAACAUCGGCAACCUUAAUCGACACGUUAAAAUUGUCCAUCUUGGUUUGAAGCCGUACAGCUGUGCAGUCUGCAACAGGCGUUUCGGAAAAAGUGAUCAUCUAAAGCGACACAUGAAAAGUCACAAUUACACUUCAUCCAGCCCACGCUCAUUGCAACCUGAAACUCAACAAACAUCAAUUGAACAAGAACCGGGUUUGCCGGCAAUGGUAAUUCCGGACGCAUAAAGCGUGAUUCAGACGAUACAUCAGCUUCCGUCAACGUCAACGGAACGUCACCGUUCCGUCAGGAUAAGUUAAAUACUUUUCUCUUGCGUCCGUUCAUACAUGCCGUACGUCAAAACGUUCCGUGCCGUUGAUGUUGUGUGUGAAUGCCUCCAUUUAACUGCAUGUAACUUAUCCUGACGGAACGGUGACGUUCCGUUGACGUUGACGGAAGCUGAUGUAUCGUCUGAAUCGUCCUUAACACACUAUAAUUCAGUCAUAACCAUUUGUAUUGUAAUAAAUUGCUGGGGUAUGGAUCUUCUUUACUUUCUAUUUAUAGGAGACUUGAUUUAUAUGUGACGGAAGAAAUCU
Molecule: messenger RNA, 1744 nt
Organism: Topomyia yanbarensis
Lineage: Eukaryota; Metazoa; Arthropoda; Insecta; Diptera; Culicidae
Product: gastrula zinc finger protein XlCGF46.1-like
Exons: 4
Coding region: 74-1396 (440 amino acids)
Cellular component (GO): nucleus
Molecular function (GO): zinc ion binding
Source: RefSeq, a predicted model, not a curated record